Molecule: messenger RNA, 4236 nt
Organism: Cucurbita maxima (winter squash)
Lineage: Eukaryota; Viridiplantae; Streptophyta; Magnoliopsida; Cucurbitales; Cucurbitaceae
Product: protein GIGANTEA-like
Exons: 15
Coding region: 511-4026 (1171 amino acids)
Biological process (GO): regulation of long-day photoperiodism, flowering; regulation of circadian rhythm; response to stress
Cellular component (GO): nucleus
Source: RefSeq, a predicted model, not a curated record
AUCUUUCUCUCUCUAAACUGACGGCCUUUGAAAAGAUUCCCUCUCUCUCUCUCUCUCUCUCUACACCAAAAAUUACUUGGCAUAAAAACAAAGGAAUAUACCUUUUAGAGAGAGAGAGAGAGAGAGGGAGAGAGUUACAGUUUGUGGAAUUUUUUGGCUGAAGCGGAAUCGAUUUUCAGAGGAUUGGUUUUAUUGUUGUUAUGGCAAUUGUAAGUAUGGAGUUGUGAACUUCUCAGGAACUGGAACUUGAAAAAUCUAUAGCGGUACAAGGGGUUGGGUUUGGGUGAAUUUCUUAAGGGGACCUGAAGCUAGAUUUUGGAUAUUGAAUACAUUUCUUCAAGCCUUUUUUUUAGAAUUCGUGGCUAAUCGAAAUUGGUUGUCGUUUUGGGAUGCUGAAUUACGACAUUUGGAUUCUUGAUUGGUAGCAAAUGAAGAUGGAGUUUGUGCAAUUGCCUAGUUGAUUUGUUGGCAAUUGAAGAGGUAGCUUUAAGGGAAAUAUAUUGAAAAUAUAUGGCAACGUCAAGUGAGAGAUGGAUCGAUAGACUUCAAUUGUCCUCCUUAUUUUGGCCUCCCCCAGAUGAUGAUCAGCAAAGAAAGGCUCAGUGUUCUGCAUAUGUUGAGUACUUGGGUCAGUUUACAUCAGAACGAUUCUCAGAGGACAUUGCUGAGUUAUUCAAUGAACAGCUGAUUCGGAGCCGUUUCCAAUCAAAGGAAAAGCGCCUCUUCGAUGAUGUUUUAGCUGUGUUUGUCUUUCAUCAUCCCGAGCAUGGGCAUGCUAUUAUUCUUCCAAUCAUUUCUUGUAUAAUUGAUGGCACCCUGGAAUAUAACAGAAAUGACCCUCCAUUUGUCUCUUUCAUAUCCUUAUUCUGCCCGGGAACAGAGAACCAUUAUUCUGAACAAUGGGCCCUUGCAUGUGGGGAGAUACUCCGGAUCUUGACUCAUUACAAUCGUCCAAUAUACAAGAUGGAACAAAAGAAUGGUGAAACAGAAAGAAGCAAUAGUGGCUACGUUGCUACGAAUAGUGACACCAAUGAUGGGGAAUUUGUUCAAGUGCCUCUACAACACGAGAGGAAACCUAUAAGACCUUUGUCCCCAUGGAUUACUGAUAUAUUGCUAGCUGCACCAUUGGGCAUCAGAAGCGACUAUUUCCGCUGGUGCAGUGGUGUUAUGGGUAAAUAUGCUGCUGGAGAGCUCAGGCCACCCACAUCAGCUUCUUCUCGUGGAUCUGGAAAACACCCUCAGCUAAUACCAUCAACUCCAAGAUGGGCCGUCGCAAAUGGUGCUGGAGUCAUAUUGAGUGUUUGUGAUGAAGAAGUUGCUCGGUAUGAGACUGCAACUCUAACAGCAGCUGCUGUUCCUGCGCUUCUUCUUCCUCCCCCUACAACAGCUUUAGAUGAACAUUUAGUUGCUGGGCUACCAGCUCUUGAGCCAUAUGCACGCUUAUUUCAUAGAUAUUAUGCCAUUGCUACUCCCAGUGCUACCCAAAGGCUUCUUCUUGGACUCUUAGAAGCACCUCCAUCUUGGGCUCCAGAUGCACUUGAUGCAGCUGUACAGCUUGUAGAGCUUCUUCGAGCUGCUGAAGAGUAUGCAACUGGCAUUAGGCUUCCUAGAAACUGGAUGCAUUUACAUUUCUUGCGUGCCAUUGGCACUGCAAUGUCCAUGAGAGCUGGUAUUGCUGCUGAUGCUGCAGCAGCCUUGCUUUUUCGCAUACUGUCCCAACCCGCAUUGCUUUUUCCGCCACUACGACAAGUUGAGGGAAGUGAAGUUCAAUAUGAAUCUUUGGGUGGCUAUGAUUCAUCAUACAGGGAACAGAUCGAAGUGCCUGCAGCAGAAGCUACAACUGAAGCUACUGCUCAAGGAAUUGCGUCGAUGCUUUGUGCACAUGGCCCUGAAGUUGAAUGGAGAAUUUGUACCAUCUGGGAAGCUGCUUAUGGCUUGAUUCCGUUAAGUUCCGAUGUAGUUGACCUCCCUGAAAUCGUAGUUGCAACACCAUUGCAACCUCCCAUAUUAUCAUGGAAUUUAUACAUUCCUCUCCUUAAGGUUCUUGAAUAUCUUCCACGAGGUAGCCCAUCCGAAGCAUGUCUGAUGAAGAUAUUUGUUGCUACUGUCGAAUCAGUUCUUCAAAGAACAUUUCCGUCUGAGUCUCCCAAAGAACAAACUAGAAAAACAAGAUACUUUUCCAGCUUUGGUUCUGCUUCUAAAAAUCUAGCUGUCACAGAGCUUCGAACCAUGGUCCACUCGCUCUUCUUAGAAUCAUGUGCUUCUGUGGAGCUCGCUUCACGCCUACUCUUUGUCGUAUUGACUGUUUGUGUUAGUCAUGAAGCUCAAUCCAAUGGAAGCAAGAAAUUCAGACGUGAACAAAGUAUUGAUGAAAGGAUUGAGGACUUGCAAGCGGUACCCGAGAACCAUACAGGAAUAAGAAGGAGAAAGACUAAAAAGCAAGGUCCUGUUUCUGCAUUCGAUUCUUACGUCCUGGCUGCCGUUUGUGCUCUUGCUUGUGAGCUCCAGUUAUUUCCCUUUGCUGCUAGGGGAAGUGAUCAUUUAAACACUACAAAUUUACAGGAUGUAACAAAACUGGUCAAAGUAAAUGGCACUUCAACCGAACUUCAGAAUAGCGUUAGCUCAGCAGUAUGCCACACACACCGAAUUUUGGCCAUCUUAGAAGCACUUUUUUCUUUAAAGCCAUCUUCUGUGGGAACUUCAUGGAGUUAUAGUUCAAACGAGAUAGUUGCUGCAGCCAUGGUUGCAGCUCAUGUUUCAGAACUCUUUAGACGAUCAAAGGCUUGCAUGCACGCUCUCUCUAUCCUGAUGCGAUGCAAGUGGGACGACGAGAUUUACACCAGGGCAUCAUCAUUGUACAAUCUGAUAGAUAUACACAGCAAAGCAGUUGCUUCCAUUGUUAACAAAGCUGAACCUUUAGAAGCAAAUUUAAUACAAGUACCGAAAUGGAAGAAAUCUCUCGUUGGUUUAAACGGAAAAAAACAAAUUCAAUGUGAAGACAGUACCUGCUUUCAUCCUGGACAAUCUGUUCAAAAGUGUGACAAUUCGACCCAUUCAGAAACUAAGCUUGUGUUCGAGAGAACAUCAAAUUCAAAUGAAGAGUUGGGAAAUACUUUAGGGAAAGGUUUAGCAAGCUUCUCGAUUGAUGCUUCUGAUUUAGCCAACUUACUCACAAUGGAGAGGCAGAUAGGAUUCAACUGUUGUGCACAAGUUCUCUUAAGAUCAGUGCUUGCUGAGAAACAAGAAUUAUGUUUCUCUGUUAUUUCUCUACUGUGGCACAAGUUGAUUACAGCUCCUGAAACUCAACCGAGCGUGGAGAGCACUUCAGCCCAGCAAGGAUGGAGACAGGUAGUUGAUGCAUUAUGCAACGUGGUAUCAGCUUCCCCAGCUAAAGCAGCUACAGCAAUUGUCCUUCAGGCGGAGAGGCAGUUGCAACCUUGGAUUGCAAAAGAUGAUGAUCAAGGUCAGAAGAUGUGGAGAAUCAACCAGCGGAUCAUCAAACUCAUAGUUGAGCUGAUGAGAAAUCACGAUACUCCAGAAUCGCUGGUCGUAUUGGCGAGUGCAUUAGAUCUACUGUUGCGUGCCACAGAUGGCAUGCUUGUAGAUGGUGAAGCCUGUACUUUGCCACAACUAGAGCUAUUGGAAGCGACUGCUAGAGCAGUUAAGCCUGUACUGGAGUGGGGAGAAUCUGGACUGUCAAUUGCUGAUGGCCUUUCCAAUCUGUUAAAGUGUCGUCUACCAGCUACUGUUCGAUGCCUAUCUCAUCCAAGUGCACAUGUCCGAGCCUUAAGCACAUCGGUUCUUCGUGAUAUCCUGCACACCAGCUCGAUAAAUUCUAGUUCAAAAUCGGGAAACAUAAAUGGCAUUUAUCCCUCUUAUCAAUAUUUCAGUUCAGGUAUCAUUGACUGGAAAACAGAUAUUGAGAAGUGCUUAGGAUGGGAAGUUCAUAAUCAACUUGCAACUGGACUAUCAACUCAGUCUCUUCAAGCUGCUGCCGAGGAAUUAGGCUGCUCUAUUCCCCUAUGACGUCGGUAUAAGCUUAGGUUGUUCGUUAUUGUAACGACGUUGAAGUAUACGAGUUUGCGGAGACGAUUUACGCUAUGUUUCUUAUCUGAUACCAUAGAUUAUUUUUAUCCAAUAAUUCCUUGUUUGGUCCUGUUUACAUAUCCUCUCACCAAGAUGGUUGUGCCUAGGGAGACAGACAUUUUAUAAGGCCUUAUUGUGCGUUCAAUUAUU